AUGUCUGGGGUAAAGAGUAUUCUUAAGCUUGCCAAGUCAUCUUUAGAGCAAAAUGACCCUGAGGCAGCGUUGGUUCACUCGAAGGAAGUUAUAAAACUCGACCCUAAGUCCUAUUAUGCAUUUGUUUUUCAAGGGAAAGCAUAUCAACUUUUGAAUGACCUAACGAAAGCAAUCACCUCAUUUAAAAGGGCAAUUGAGCUAGAACUGGAUAACCUUCUUGCCUGGAAAGGUUACUUUCAAAUAGCCAAGGGCUCAAAUGAUUAUGAACAAUUUUUCUCUGUCUUAACUGCAUUGGCCAAGAUUUAUAUCGAGCAGGGGAUAUCGAUCUCUGAGUUGUUGAGAGAUAUGAGAGCUUACUUGGAUACCAACAACGUAAAGAACAAUGAAGCUUUGUAUGAAUAUUAUUUGAGGUCAAUUGUGCCAGGCACUGAAUUAGGAGAUUUAAUUGGAUCAUCAGUUGAGGCUCCAUCAAAUACGUACAAAAAGUUAAUUGAUUUAAAACAAACUCAAGUGGAGAAAGAAAUAACUACUAGGGUGUCCAAAGAAAGAAUAAAGCUUGGAAGAAUUAUAAAAUUGGAGCAAAAGGCAAAACUUGAUGCCAUAUCUUGGUCAUAUUAUUCAGAUAAUGACUUGUUGAAUUUAUAUGAUGCGUUUUUGAGUACAUGUGAUGACGAGCUUUUGAGAAAAAUCUACCAAGAAAAACUAUUGAAGCUCAAAUACGAACUAUUGAAAAUUUGCCCUGAAAAAGAGCCUAUAAUAAAGGAUAUAAAACAGUCAGUUGAAGAUAUGGUUUUCUUGAAAACGACUAGUUUAUUUUGUUGGAAUUUGUACUUUGAUUGGAACGAUGAUAAAUCGAUUGAUUCCUUGGAAGAAGACAGAGUGAUUGAAUAUUUGCAAUUAUUUCAAAAUGAAGGGUUGGGUCUUGUUUUGUUUGGAUUUGUUAUGAGUGAUAUUUCGCCAUACAACAAGGACAAGAUAAUCAAAGCUUUAUCAGGUAAGGAGAUUGUGCCGGCGAAAAAAGAAAAGAGAGAAAAUGCUCCUGAAUUGGAAGAGUUGAUAGACAUGGAUGGCGACCAUGAUGAUGUUAACUCACAACUAUACUUACCACAAGAGGAAGUAUUGGGAGUUUUGUUGGAUGGAUUUAGCAAAGCGAAAGGAUCAAUUCUUGCAAACAGAAUUAUAGUGAACUACUAUAUCCACUUAAGACAAUAUCAUGUCGCGUCCGAGAGAUGUCGAGAGGGAAUUAAAAUCUUAGCUGAUCUACAACGUAACUUCGGUGUGGAUUUGAAAAAUACAAAGGAAGAUUUAUUAUGCUCACUUGCUACUGUGUACACAUAUUAUGAAGCUCCAAAGAACUAUACUCGAGCUAUUCAAUUAUAUGACAAGAUUUUGUCAACCAAUGCUGAUAAUGUAAAGGCAAAAGUUGGUAAAGGUUUGAUAUACGUAGAAAGAGGCGAGCUUGAGGAGGCAAGAAUGCUUUUGGAAGAGAUUGUUAGAGACUAUCCUGCCAACUUGGAAGCAGAGUCUGAAUAUUAUUGGUGUCUUGUCAAGAUGGGACAACACGAUGAAGGUAGAGAGGGAUUGCACAAUUUCUUAGCAAAGAUUACCGGAGGUGAUUUGCAUAGUCGAGAUAUAAGAGCUGUGGCAUAUUGGAGGCUAGCCAAAAGCUACAUGGAUACUGAGGAGUAUGAUGAGAGUUACAAAUAUUUGAUUGAAUCUUUAAAGAACUCCGACUUAUAUGCACCAGCAUAUACUUUAUUAGGUGUGCUUCUCCAAGACUAUUAUGGCGAUCUUGAAAGGGGUCAGAAGUGUUUCUACAAAGCAUUUGAUUUAGAUUCCAACGAAAUUACAGCAGCAAGGUAUCUUGUGGAGCAAGCCGCAGAAAAGAAUGAGUGGGAAGUGGCCAAUGUGCUUGCUAAAAGAGUUGUUGACAACGAAUCUACACGAAGAUUGAUCAUGCGUGGAGAUACUGAAGAUCCAUCUUGGCCAUAUAGAGUUCUCGGAUGUGGUGCUUUGAAUAACCAGGACGAUGCUAAAGCAGUUGAAUGGUUUCAAAAUGCCCUUCGAACUAAUGCAAAAGAUUACCAAUGCUGGGUGGGAUUAGGAGAGGCUUAUUUCAAUUGUGGUAGACUUGAUGCCGCAGCAAAGGUAUUUCAACAUGCCUUGGAGAUGAAUAGUGACAAGGAGUGGAUAAUCCAGUACAUGUUGGGAGUGGUUAUGUGUGAAAUGAAGGAUUUUAAUGAAGGCUUGAGUUAUUUGUACUCUGCCUUGGAAGCCCAGCCCAAUGAAGAGUGUAUUAUUAGUGCUAUAUACGAGGCGAAUAUCGAAAACAGCAGAAAGUUCCUUCAAUCGGGAUUCUUUGGAAGGGCGAUAAACUCUGUUUCAAAAGCGUUGGCUUUUGUCAAACAAGGAGUGGAAAUAAACAAAGGUUCACAAAAAGUAUGGAAAGCUUUGGGUGAUUGUCUUCGAGUAUUUGUCAAAAUCAGGGAACGUAUUAGUGAUACCCCUUUUGACCUAGUUGUUGACAUUUUUAACAACGUUAAUUUUGCCAACUUUGAGUACCCCUUGAUUGAGUCAAUUUCUUUGGCUAAUGCAAAACUAAAACUUGAAGAAGGUAAGGAUGUGGAGGCACUAGUUUUAUUCAUUAUACUAGCUUCUGUAGCAGCUUUGAACAAUUUGCCUUUGAAAGCAAACAAAGUACUCAAAGCAACUGGAUUUUAUAAUCUUGGUUUAUCCUUGUUGGAAUCUUUUCAAGAGAUAGACUAUGUCGGGUUCCGUGAUUUAUCGGUAUACUACCUCAAACGAGCCAUCAAGAUUGAACAACAUAAUGCCAAUUAUUGGAUUGCUUUAGGAAAUGCAUAUUUCACAACCAACCCGCAAAUUUCCCAACAUUGCUACAUUAAGGCUACUACAUUAGAGGUGAAAGACGCCGAGAUUUGGGUCAAUUUAGCGACAUUGUACUUAAAAUUUGGUGAUACACAAUUAGCACAGGAGACCUUCUUGAGGGCACAAUCAGUAGCUCCACAAGAUCCACAAUCAUGGCUUGGUACUGCUGUUGCUUCGGAGGUUUUGGGAGACGAUGAAAAAGCGUCUGACCAGUAUAUCCAUGCCUUUACAUUGUCCAAAGGAAGAUUGGCUUUGGCCCUGUUUUUGUUUGGGUUAUCUGUCGUCAACCGCAGUAAUGGUCGUGAUCCAAAAGAUAUUGAGACUGCUCAAGAAUUCAGUAUAAGUAACCAGGCCAUGAAUCAAUACUUGAAAUAUUAUCCAGAAGAUGAAGCAGCAUUAAGUCUUGGACUUUCCAUUGCAGAAAGAUGUAAGGAUUUUGAAACUGCGAUUCAAUUUGGAACCAAAUUGUGUUCACUUUACGAAAAGCUGUACGAAGAGACGGAGAAUGAGGCUACUUUGCUGAGAUUUGCUACUACAAAAAGUCAGCUAGCAAGGUUGCGCCUAGGAUUGGGUGACUAUGAUAGUGCUAUUGAAGAUUCUAAGGUUUCACUUGAGCUUGAUCCUGAACUGGAGCAGAUUAUGAUAUCAGUGAGAAUCACUCUUGGUUUAGCUUAUUUCUUCACUAAUAGAUUUCAAGAUGCGAUUGGUGAAUUGAAAAUUGUUUUGAGUGAGUAUAGCGACUCUUCAAGAAUUGUUGCAUUAAUUGCUCAAGUCUUAUAUGCACAUGAUACUGAAGAAUCAAAACAAGCUGCUAUUGAUCAAUUAUUUGCUCAUAUUGAAGAGCAUGGCUCAUCAUUGUUGAUUGUGCUUACCCUUGGUGCGAUCUCUUUAGUUGAAGAUUUACCUGAUUAUCUUGAAGCUGUCAAGGAUGAUUUAUUAGGAUUGAAUUUGAAUGAAAUUGUCGCCGAUACAAGAAGAGAAGUCCCCAGAUUAAUUGAAGAGAUCAAUAAGAGGUUGGGUAAAGAUGAAGACAAGAUUUGGUCUAGAUAUGCAUACAUGUUCCCCUUCAGUUAUCACAUUUGGAAACAUAUUAAUUCGGAAAUGGCUAAACAAGUGAUAAUUUCAAGAAAUGAAAAGGUUACCGGCAGUGAGUAUGCUGAAGCGAUGGUGAAGACGGGUAAAUUGAGAGACAUUCAACGUGGUUUGAUGAUGAAUCCUUGUAAUGAAGAAGCCCUAGAGGCAAUAGAAUUAUGUAUAGCUUAG
This is a messenger RNA of Lodderomyces orthopsilosis Co 90-125, 4149 nucleotides long. RefSeq names its product SKI complex subunit tetratricopeptide repeat protein (gene SKI3). Gene Ontology annotation, cellular component: Ski complex. The transcript has a single exon. The coding region runs from base 1 to 4149 and encodes 1382 amino acids. The record is from RefSeq and is a predicted model, not a curated record. NCBI's taxonomy places the organism in Eukaryota, Fungi, Ascomycota, Pichiomycetes, Serinales, Debaryomycetaceae. Gene Ontology annotation, molecular function: protein binding.